UUUUUUCUUAUUUUUGCUCGUCAAUUCUCAGUAUGGAGCAUAAGUCUCGCUCUUCUCCAAAACAUAUUUUGGCACGAAUCGGCUUCGAGUUCUCUGGUAAUUACAAAUUAGGCAGUGGUCGCUACAGCAAAGUCUACAAAGGUUACUAUAGGGACGGGGAACGCUUUCUUGCAAUUAAAGUCAUUGAUCUAGAGCAAAUAUCAGCUGAGUUUAGGCACAAGUUUUUGCCACGCGAGUUGAGUGUUUGGAAGCAACUGGAUCACAAGAACCACGUGUACCUCUACAAGGAUUUUGAAAGGGCUGGUUAUCAGUUCUCUAUUAUGGAGUUAGCCACAGAUGGGGAUAUGCUUUCGUAUGUCCAAAGCAAAGGGCCAGUUUCUGAAGCUUCAAGCCGUGGAUGGAUGCUCCAGCUUAUUGAUGCUCUUGUCUACAUCCACCAAAAAGAGAUUGCUCAUCGAGAUCUCAAACUGGAAAACAUUCUUCUCUUUGAGGGAGGCAUUCUGAAAAUUGCUGACUAUGGAUUUUGCAAACAAAGUAUCGAUCUAGCUUCCACAUUCUGUGGCUCAAAAUCUUAUUCAGCGCCGGAAAUUCUUCGUGGUGUCACUUAUGACACGUUCAAGGCUGAUAUUUGGUCUUUGGGUGUUAUUGGCUACAUAAUGCUUACCAAUACAAUGCCAUUCCGUGAGGAUGUUGACAACAUGGAUAUUGUUGAUGCUCAACGGCAUCGACGCUAUCGAUAUUCGUCCAAAUUGGGUCUUAGUUUUGAAUGCAAAUCUGCCAUUGACAAAAUGAUGACUUUUGACCCUAAACAUCGACCGAACAUUUAUCAAUGUGCUUUGUUAGAGUGGUUCUCCCCGUCUUCUACUUCUAAAGGUAAUACGAAGCGACGUCGCCCUUCUUUGUCAAACUAUGCCUCUUAUAAUUCCAAAAUUGGAUAAGGAGAGAUGUGUAAAAUAAAAAUAUUAGGAUUUCCCUUUUCUUUUUUCCUUAAUGUGAAUAUUUUCUAUUUAUAUAUCUAACGAAUCACCUAAACAAAAAAGAUCUCUCUCUCUCACUAUAACUAUAAUAAUGCUAAUUUUUAAUAUUUCCCGGUUAUUUCACUUAAUUUUAUUUGUUCGAAUGUUUUUUAAUAGU
This is a messenger RNA of Meloidogyne enterolobii, 1134 nucleotides long. Lineage: Eukaryota; Metazoa; Nematoda; Chromadorea; Rhabditida; Meloidogynidae. The record is from the annotation of a GenBank genome assembly.